UUCUCGAAGUACUAAUAUUGAGGACAUCUCGCAACAGCUGCAAGAUUACGAGAAUCAGAUACAAUCUGCUUUAAUGAUAACUUCUUCGAUAUUGGAUAAUCUUGACAAAAUAGAUAUCCAACAAGUGAUACAAAAUUUGCAAAAUUUAGCCGUUAUUCCGUGCCACUUAAUAUUAAAUUCCAUUCCGGCUGACGAAGAGAUCACAUUUACCGUUGACAAAGGCCUCGUUGACGCCAUUAAGAAACAUUACACUAUACAGAUUCCACCAUCACCCAAACUUAUUCUACAACGAACUGACGCACUGCCCAGUGAUUAUGAGCCAGAACCGCUGACUGAGGAGCUUAAUAUUUCAAUACUUAAGCGUAAAUCACCUGCUACAACAAAAUCCACGUCAGUAAUAUCGGCGGCGCCUAAGAAAAGUGAUAAUCUUCCUGCUGUAGGAUCCUCGGAGAUGAUUCGCGUUACUCAUGUAGUGGAUCCAUCUUGCUUUUUUGUUCAAAUGAUACAAAAUCAAAACAAAAUAACAGAAAUGGAGAAGGGAUUAUCUGUAUUAGCCAACACUUCAGGGGUUAUACCAACGGAAGUUACCAUAAAUGCAUUGUAUAUUGUGCAAUGUUUCGAGGACAAAGAUUGGCAUAGGGCACGUAUCAUUGACAAGAAAAGGACCUCCACCGACGAUGAAAAGUAUAGCGUGAUCUUUAUUGAUUAUGGGAUGACAGAAGAUAAUGUUCCAUUGGCGAAGAUACGAAAUAUCGUACCUCAAUUUGCUAUGUUACCGAUGAUGGCAGUUAGAUGUACUUUGCACGACGUCGUACCGAACAAUGGCGAAUGGCAUCCCGAUGCCAUUCAAGCUUUCAAAAAGAUGGUUUAUUCAAAUGCCAUGGUAUCAAUGUCCGUCGUUAUGAUAACUGGAGAUACUUAUUAUGUUGAUCUGUCUGUUAUUUCCUCAAAGGACUGGUAUUUAACAUCCGUGAAAGAUUCGUUAACUUACAUGAAAUAUGCUACCUGCGUUUCACCAAACAAAUUAAUGAGAACAAAUCCUGAUUCUACGCGGACUUACUACUAUAAAGAACAGUUGGAAAUAGAAGUUUACACGGAUGUUGAAGUUCUAUUCGUCGAGUCUCCUAGUUGUAUAUACGUUAGAAAAGCACACGCAAAUAGAACAUACUUCUGCAAGUUGGUAUCUGAUAUGACUGAAAACUAUGGACAGACUUUAUCCUGUAAUGAUUUUAUACCUGUCCUUUGUAAAGAUCUACCGUGUGCUGCACGAGGCGUAGAUGGUAUGUGGCAUAGAGGUAUCAUAAACGAAGUCACUGAAAAUACGAUAAGAGUUUUCUACGUAGACUUAGGAUAUACGCUGACGUUAAGUUAUGAUUCUGUUAGAGCUCUUCCUAGAAGGUAUAUGAGCUGCAAAACUCAAGCAAUAAAAAUUUCACUGAAGAAUUUAAAACCGAAGCUUGAUGAUAAAGAGCAAUGGGGACCAGAGACCAUUGAAUUUCUAAAAAGAUUUUUGAUGGACAUAAGAAAUGUCAAGAUUAUAGCUUUUGAUAAAUCUGAAGAUACAUAUAGUGUAGCUAUGUACACAUAUGACAGAAUCAAUGUUACUACUGUAUUAGUCAGUAAUGAUCUAGCUGUGCAAAUUUAUAGUUCUUACAACAAAUCCAAGAAAAAGAGGAGUAAAGCCAAAAAGGAAAUUAUUAGGACUAUAGAAAAACCUGAAAAUCUUGUAGAAAAAUCAGAAAAAUGUAAGGAUGUACCAAGUAAAAACAUAAAAAACAGAAGUAUGGAUAACAAUGAAGAUCCUUUUAAAAUAAGCGUCUUAAUACACCAAGUACAAUCACCAGAUUGUAUUUACGUGUCAAACGCUAAACAUGAUCAAAGCGACACAGAAAAAAUGAUGGCAGAAAUGCAAGAAUUUUAUAGAAAAUAUCGAUCUGCAAAACGUGACAUCUGGAAUAAAGAUGCAGUUUGUGCAGUUUAUUCAUCGAAAAGUGAAAUGUACUAUCGUGGUCGAAUUAUUGAAAUCAAAUCUCCGGAUAAAGUAACUGUGUUCUUAUACGACAUAGGAAUCGAAGAAAUUGUUACGAUAAACGAUCUACAAUCACUGUAUCCGGUAUUCUUUGAAACUCCAACGUAUGUUUUUAAAAUAAAACUGAGCGGUAUAUUACCAUGCGGAGGAUCGACAUUUUGGACGUCAUUAUCCUGUGAGAAAUUGCAAGAAAUUGUGAAUAAUAAUCAAAAUUGCAAAUUUUACAUAUCAAAAUUGGAAGAAGAAGAUAUAGAAGACUCUGUGAUACCAGUGGAACUUUGGAUUAAACAGGUGAAAAUGGAUGGACCAUUAGCACCAACAAGAUAUGAAAUAAAUUCCAUUAAUAGAAUGUUAGUUGAAAACGGAGUUGCUUUACCAAUAAAAGAGUAUGCAAAAAAAAGGGAUAAGAUUUUAGCAAUUGAAUUGAAACGGAUGUUGAUGAAAAAAUUAGAGAGAUUAGCAAAAUGCGAACCAAACGUGAAGUGGUUUGAAAUUAAUAACGAUCUCAACGAUUCUGUGGAAAUAAACAUUAAUCGAGUCACGUCAGAGGCAUCAAAUCACUCAGAUUCUGAUUUAGACAAUCAGGAACUUAACAUAGAAGCAUUUGACAACAUUCCAAUGCUUCCCAAAUUGACGGAUUGGUUACCAGCAAAACCAAUAUUGGAAGAUUCAUUUAUUGCUAUACCAACAUAUUUAGAUAGUGAAGGCUUUUUAUAUUUACAUUCUAAAGACCAAAAUGCAGAAAUAUUGCGAUAUAUAGAAAGAAAACUGGAAAAGUUGUAUACUAAUUGUCCAAUUGAAUCACAUGAUACUGUAUGGGCUGCAGGAGAUAUGUGUAUUGCACAGUAUCAUACAGACAAAAAAUGGUACCGUGGGAAAGUAGUGAAAGUUGAAGAAAAUGAUAUAAUAGAUGUUGAAUUUGUAGAUUAUGGAAAUAUCGAAGAAUGUUCAAUUGGAACUUUGAAAAAAAGAGUUAUUUUGGAAGAUAUUCCAAUUCAGUGCACGAAAUGUACAAUCUAUGGUCUAAAUCCGGCAACUUCAAGUGGAAAAUGGAUAACAGAAGACCUGGAUAAGAUACAUGGGCUUUUAAUUGAGAAUGAAUGUAAAGUAACUGUUAUAGAUAGAACUAAAAUGCACCUUGUUAUUUCUAUAAUGAUGUUUCCAAACAAAUAUUGUAAAAAUAGAUGCGAUUUAAUUACAUUUCUUUCAAAGGAAUGGGAAAUGAAUAUUAAACAUAAUGUUAACACUAGCGUAUCCGACCAAAGUGUUUCUACAACAGACACCCCGGAUAUAGUUAUAGAAAAUUCGAAAUCUUUUUGUUCGGAUAACGAAAUAAUGAAAGAUGCGAUUAUUAGUGGAAAUUCCAUAUUGGUUUUAAAUCCGGUUACAAUCAAUAAAAACGAAAGUCCCAAUACAACUGAUAUUGAAAAUUUAUCAUGGUGUAAAAUAAACGACGAAAUAAUCACUUCAACACCACAAGUUGUUUCUGAAGAGAAUCUUUCGAUGAAUUACAAAUUGAUCGAGCUACCACAAGAUACAGAGUUCAUAGAAGUAGAACUGUGCUUCAGUAUUAGUACAACUGAAUUUUACGCUCAUCUAAAAAACAACUCACACUCAGAGAUUUUAAAUAAUUACUACACACAGUAUGAACUUUUAAUGAAAGAUUUGCAAGAAAAUGCGUCUAAACAACAAAUAAUUACAAAUUUUACACCUAAUACACCAUGCUGCGCAAAAUACAAUGACGAUAUUUGGUAUAGGUGCCUCAUAGUAGAAUCUGAACCAAUUGAAGAUUCAAGUGAAACCGAAAUUAAAUUGAUUUAUGUCGAUUAUGGUAACUGCGAAUACAGAACAGUACAUUUUGACCAGUGUGAAUUAUUUGAAUUGAAAAAAGAAUGGAUGAAUGUACCAGUUAUGGCAAUUAAAUGCAAAUUAUGGAAUAUUGAAUGUGUUCCGACAGCAAAUCUUGAGAGUUUUUUAAAUCAGCUAGAAGAAAUGUAUAACAGACGUGUUGUAGCUACAAUCAAAGUAACUAUUACUUUAUGAUAAUAAUUGGUUACAAAUGAUCUAUUAUUUACUAAAGUAAUUAUUUCAGGAAAUCGACGAAGAAUUCAUGCAUAUUGAAUUGUAUGAUAAUGAGGAACGUAAAGAACUUUUGUAUAAGACGCUCAUCGAAGAAGGUUUAUU
Molecule: messenger RNA, 4213 nt
Organism: Megachile rotundata (alfalfa leafcutting bee)
Lineage: Eukaryota; Metazoa; Arthropoda; Insecta; Hymenoptera; Megachilidae
Gene: qin
Product: tudor domain-containing protein qin
Source: RefSeq, a predicted model, not a curated record